Messenger RNA from Vicia villosa (hairy vetch), 748 nucleotides. RefSeq names its product small ribosomal subunit protein cS23-like. The record is from RefSeq and is a predicted model, not a curated record. Gene Ontology annotation, biological process: translation. The transcript has 2 exons. Bases 99 to 578 code for a protein of 159 amino acids. Gene Ontology annotation, cellular component: ribosome. Gene Ontology annotation, molecular function: structural constituent of ribosome. Lineage: Eukaryota; Viridiplantae; Streptophyta; Magnoliopsida; Fabales; Fabaceae.
AGAAUGACAAUUGUGGUUGUAUCAUCGUGCAGUUCCAGUUCGUUCUCUCCUUCGUAACCUUUAACCUUUUCAAAUUCAUCUUUCAAUCGAAUUUAACAAUGAACAUGUUAGCAUCAUCAUCAUCAUCAAACAUGCUUCUUCUUCCCACCACUUCAAUUCCAUCCAUUCGAUCCAUCAAAACCAACUACCUCAACAUCAAAACAAACCGUUUCACUGCUUCUGCUGUUGCUGUUGCUGAAGAUUCCAUUUCUUCUCAGUCCUCUCCUUCUCUCCAGUCUCCGCCUCAAUCUCAGAAACUAGGAGUAGUUGUGAAACCAACAGACAAGCCAAGACUCGUGUUGAAGUUCAUUUGGAUGGAGAAGAACAUCGGUAUCGCACUUGACCAAAUGGUACCUGGCUACGGAACCGUUCCUCUAAGCCCUUACUACUUUUGGCCAAGGAAAGACGCGUGGGAAGAGCUCAAGGAGUUGCUAGAGAGUAAGCCAUGGAUAUCACAAAAGCAGAUGAUUAUUCUUCUCAAUCAAGCCACUGAUAUUAUCAAUUUGUGGCAACAAAGUGGUGGUAACUUGUCCUCCUAAGGCUCAAAUCUAGGAUAUUUCAAACAAUGUUUUUUGUUUUUGUAUCAAUAGGAUGUUUUCACCUUUUUCAUGUUGUGGCUGAUCUGUUGUAUUCUAUUUGCUGUUACUAUGUACACCAGACAAGUACCAAAUUCUUUUAGAUGAACAAUGAAAUUUCUGCAUGAUGAGAA